GAGACUUUUUACACAAAUGGAAGGUGCUGCAUUAUUGUAUGUCGCGACUUUACUGCAGUAUUGUAUGUGAUGCAUGACCCGGUUCCAGUUCCAUGUGGUGGCCAUACGCUUUCCGCGAAAAAAAAGCCGCACCAUUCUUCUGCGCAUUCAGUGAAAUUCAGAAGUAGCUUUUAUACGCGAGAUUCAGAAUAUCCUACGCGUUAUUGGAUUUUGUCACUUGAAACAUAUAGACGUAUCAGUUUUAAUUUUCCAGCUGCAUAUCACGUUAUUUAGUUUCUUCGUUCUGUGAAACGUAUUUCUGCAUUUAACCUUCGUUGGAAAUUACACGCCCAUAUGUCAAACUGAAGGUGUACUGGUCUGUCUUAUCACGUGGACCAGACCAUUCCCCAAACCAUAGCACUGCGCUUUCCACCCGUACUGGGAACAGGAAGGAAAAAGGACAUACACCUGCUCUUGUGGAAACACGAUCAACAAACGAUGUGUUAAAACGGAAAAGGACUGCAAGUUUACUUGUCACUUCGUAAAUCUGUUUAGGCAUCCUGUCUCGCGCUGAACAGAGAGGUCUCGCUCUCUCUCUCUCGCUGCGUUCGGUGCUGUCUCGAGCUGAACAGAGAGGUCUCUCUCUCUCGUCGCGUUCGGCGCCGUCUCGUAGUUUUCCUGUGGCUUUCCGCGUCCUUCGCUCUCUCCACGACGAGGCUUUUCGGAGACACGGCGUUGGAUUACAGCCGGCAAAGGGGAAAAGGAGAGACAAACGGAAGGAUAAACGCGAAGGAAACCUGUGCUGUGCUGGUUGAAAUGAGCCAAAUGAUAGUCUUUGAAACCGUCUGAAUGCGCUCACUGCGGAGGAGAUGCCGGGCUGGAAGAAGAACAUCCCCUCCUGUCUUCAGGCAGAGGAGGAAACAGAUGAGGGGCCGUACUCAAAAUCCGCCAGCCUCUCCAGGCCGUCAGACGGGGCACUGGCCGUCAGGAGACAGAGUAUCUCAGAAUUUUCCCGUGCGUUUCAGUUGUGUUGCCAAGAGGAGUUCCGGGGCUCCUGCAUGGUGGAGCUGAUGAAGAAGGAGGGCACCACGCUGGGGCUCACCGUCUCCGGCGGCAUCGACAAGGACGGCAAGCCCCGCGUGUCCAACCUGCGCCAGGGGGGCAUCGCCGCCAGGAGCGACCAGCUGAACGUAGGGGACUACAUUAAGUCGGUAAACGGGAUCAACCUGGCCAAAUUCCGCCACGACGAGAUCAUCAGCCUGCUGAAGAACGUGGGCGAGCGGGUGGUGCUGGAGGUGGAGUACGAGCUGCCGCCUGUCUCUCUCCAAGGCUCCGGGGUCGUGUUCAAAACGGUGGAGGUCACGCUGCACAAAGAGGGCAACUCCUUCGGCUUCGUCCUGCGAGGGGGGUCCCACGAGGACAGGAACAAGUCCCGCCCCGUCGUCAUAUCGACCGUCCGUCCAGGAGGCCCCGCGGACAGGGAAGGGACCAUCAAACCGGGGGACCGGGUGCUGAGCAUCGACGGGAUCCGGCUCCCCGGGGCCACGCACUCUGAGGCCAUGAGCAUCCUGAAGCAGUGCGGGCAGGAGGCCACGCUGCUCAUCGAGUACGACGUGUCCGUCAUGGAUUCGAUAGCCACGGCCUCUGGGCCUCUCCUGGUGGAGGUGGUGAAGUCCAUGGGGUCCAGCCUGGGUCUGGCGUUAUCUACCUCUGUGUACUGCAACAAGCAGGUCGUCAUCAUCGAGAAGGUCAAGCCCGCCAGCAUCGCCGACAGGUGCGGGGCGCUGCACGCUGGUGACCACAUCCUGUCGGUGGACGGCACCAGCAUGGAGUUCUGCACCCUGGCAGAGGCCACCCAGCUGCUGGCCAGCGCCUGUGAGCACGUCAAGAUGGAGAUCCUGCCCCACCACCAGACCCGGCUCGCCCUCAAGGGCUCCGAGCAAGUCAAGGUGCAGCGGAGCAACAGGCCGCUUCCCUGGGAGUCCUGCACCAACAGCAACAGCAACUUCCUCCCCUACCAGCACUAUAACACCUACCACCCCGACGCCCGGAGCCAGGCGUCCAAACACCAGAAAUCCUCUCCAAACAGCUUUACUCUGGGCUCUUCCUUCUCUCCGUCCUCCAUGAGCGCCUACAGCCUCAGCUCGCUCAACGUGAACACCCUGCCCCGCAACCUGUACCCCACCAGCCCCCGCGGCACCAUGAUGAGGAGGAAGCUGAAGAAGAAGGACCACAAGAGCUGCUUGUCCCUGGCGUCCAGCACCCUGGGCCUGUCCGGGCAGGUGGUCCACACCGAGACCACCCAGGUCACCCUGGUCAGCGACUCCAUCAUGGGCUUCGGCAUCCAGCUGCAGGGGGGGGUGUUCGCCACGGAGACGCUGAGCAACCCCCCGCUGAUCGCCUACAUGGACCCGGACAGUCCCGCGGAGAGGUGUGGGAUCCUUCAGAUCGGAGACCGCAUCCUGUCCAUCAACGGCAUCCCCACCGAAGACAGCACUCUGGAGGAGACCAAUCAGCUGCUGCGUGACUCCAGCAUCACCAGCAAGGUCACCAUGGAGAUUGAGUUUGACGUGGCAGAGUCCGUCAUCCCCAGCAGCGGAACCUUCCACGUUAAGCUGCCGAAGAAGCCAGGAGUUGAGCUGGGCAUCACCAUCAGCUCCCCGUCCAACAGGAAGCCGGGGGACGCGCUCAUUAUCUCAGACAUAAAGAAGGGCAGCGUGGCACACAGGACCGGUACCCUGGAGCUGGGGGACAAGCUCCUGGCCAUCGACAACAUCCGCCUGGACAACUGCUCCAUGGAGGAGGCCGUGCAGAUCCUCAACCAGUGCGAGGACCUGGUCAAGCUCAAGAUCCGCAAGGACGAGGACAACUCCGACGAACAGGAAGUCUCGGGCGCCAUCAUCUACACGGUGGAGCUGAAGCGCUAUGGCGGCCCGCUGGGCAUCACCAUCUCCGGCACGGAGGAGCCCUUCGACCCCAUCAUCAUCUCCAGCCUGACCAAGGGCGGCCUGGCAGAGAGGACCGGCGCCAUCCACGUUGGGGACCGGAUCCUGGCCAUCAACAGCAGCAGCCUGAAGGGCAAGCCGCUCAGCGAGGCCAUCCACCUGCUGCAGAUGGCGGGAGAGUCCGUCACGCUCAAGAUCAAGAAGCAGGGCGAGCUCGCGAGCCCCAAGCCGUCCUCUGGUUCGGGUCACAUGUCCGAGCUGAACGACAUGGAGGACGAGGGUCAGACGCUGCCGAAGCCGGGGAAGCUGCCGGACCUCUACGCCGCCGGCAUCGCCAGCGAGGACAGCACCGUGGAGUCCUGGGACUGCUCCUCCGCCAACGCUGCCGCCAGUAACCCGGUCCCGGGGUACCAGGCCUCGGGGUACAGCUUCCACAGCCACGAGUGGAGAAGCGCCAAGGCCCGGAGCAGCCCCUCGCCCGUCAGCGCCCUCCAGAGGAGCAGCAACGUCCUGCAGGACCUGGGCCUGAGCGACGAUGACUGGGACCGCCCCAUCGCCAGCGGAACCACAUCGCUACCCACCGGCUUUAUCACAGAUAGCAGGUUCACCGUGGGGCAUGAUGGGACUGAACCAGACCAGGAGGAGAACUUCUGGUCACAAGCGCUGGAGGACCUGGAGACCUGCGGCCAAUCCGGGAUCCUGAGGGAGCUGGAGGCCACCAUCAUGUCGGGCAGCAGCCUGAGUCUGAACCACGACCCCCCCGCGCCCCGCCCCCGCAGCCACCUGGGCCGGCAGUCCAGCUUCCAGGAGCGCAGCACCAGUCGCCCCCCCAGCGCCCCCGCCAGCCGCAGCAACACCCUGCCCAGCGACGUGGGCCGCAAGUCCUUCGCCAUGAGGAAGAUGAGGCAGGAGAUGAAGGACCUGCUGUCGCCCGUGCCCACGGAGCUGCACAAGGUGACGCUGUUCAAAGAGACGGACGUGGAGGACUUUGGGUUCAGCGUGUCCGACGGGCUCCUGGACAAGGGGGUCUACAUCAACAACAUCCGCCCCUGCGGACCGGCCGAGGUGGGCGGGCUCAAGGCCUUCGACAGACUGCUACAGGUGAACCACAUCCGGACCCGGGACUUCGACUCCUGCUUGGUGAUCCCGCUGAUCGCGGAGUCGGGGAACCAGCUGGACCUGGUGAUCAGCCGGGACCCCGUGGCACCCCCGCCCGCUGUAGAACUGUCCCAGCUCCCCACAGAGGCCCUGGUGGACUGGCCCGAGGCCGGAAACCAUGGCAACGGCCAGAUGAACUCCAGGCUAGUGGAACUGGAGGUCAGAGACUCCACCAAGACCUUAUAGCAGGGGGGGGUGUGUGCAGGCUGGAGCCGUGGGACAGGCACCCAAACACCCCCCCACCCCCCCCCCCUAAAACAAAACACCCCCACCCCAGGACUGUUCCCCAUGGUGCUAAUAUAAACCCUCUGGCACAGUUUCUCUGGGUAUAAUUGGGGGCUGGAGCACACUCACCAAAUUUACCCCCAAAACACCAGAGAACAAGCCAUGGUGAUGGAGAUCCCCCCCCUCCCCCUCCCCUUGAUGACCCAAUGAGACCCAUUUCCCGCCCACUUUCCUGUAAUGGUGUCGUCCCCCCCCCCCCCCCCCCCAGCCACCAUUCAGGAGAUGAAGAGCUGAGGAAGACCUCUGGGAGAAUCUACAAGGGAGGAACAAACAGUGCCAUCAUUAGUUAUUUCAUACGGCUGGACAAUAAUGCAAAUGUGAGAAUUAUCCAUUUGCAUAUGACGUUGGACUAAUCAUGCUUUGUGUGUGUCCGUGUGUGUGUGUGUGUGUGUGUGUGCGUUUGUCUGAUGUGCAGGAAUAUGGUACGGAUGUCACAAGACCUGAGAAAUCUUAAUUGGGAGAAAUGUGUCCUUCCCUUGCCCGUAAGGGACCGAGCAGGUGCAGCUAGCUGCUGGUGUGUAAGAGUACUGCUGCCAGCUCACCCCAGGAGAGCACACAGAGAGGGAUCCCUGUGAACGUAAACGAUUCCUGAUCCUGUCCCUUUUAGUAAUUUAGGAAAAACGAAAGCAGUCACCGGGAGGAAACGGCCCAGCACUUUCCCCACGAGUGAGUCUGUGUCCGUUAGUCUUUCCCAAGGCAUUCCCCAGAAUGCAAAGGCUUGGGAGGACAGCAUUUUACCGAGAACAAGGCUUCCGGAAGGAUGAGGUCCAAUUUAUACUUUUCCUUUGGCAUUACUUUACGAAGGAGUUGCCCGUCUGUCGCCCACUAAUGACAGAAAAGUACAGCACACGAUAAGCACAUUAUCACAAGGCAUGUUCAGCACUGGCAAUGAGGACGACCACACAGGCAGCCGGUUUUCAAGUUCCCUUCCGUUUAAAUUGGUCGGGCCAUUUCGGGUGAGUCGUCGUGGCCAGUAGUGCACAUUCAGCGAGGGGAGAGGGCAGUCGCAGGGAGAAAGAAAACGCCUCGCGAUCUGCAGCCGGAAAUCUCAAUCAUGUCGGGCGGUUAAUGUGCAAAAAAAAAAGAUGCUGAAAGAGGUUGUGAGUGCUGAUUAGGGAGGGGGGGUGGGUCUGUGAGUCUGUUUUCUGUGCAGGGGCUGGGGUUGAGGACGCUUGUGUUCUGACAGGGAGAAUCUGUCGCCGUUUCUUUCAGAUGCAAGUCGCAGGACGUAACACAGGAUGACACGUUUCUGAGCUGCGUUCCCUCCUUCUCAGCGAGUCAAACUUAAAUCCGUAACUGACGCUCACGAGAGGGCCUGUGGAUUACUGCGCUCGUGAGAAUACCUGCAGUACUUCACAGAUUCUCAUUCAGCCAGUGACGCUGACGUUUGAAGUGCGCUAGCGGUCAGAAGCUUUGUGGAAGGACGCGGGGGACACAGCUAACGGCUCGCGGUAGCACGUCAAACCCUGGGAUUGGAACUCAUUUUUAAUGCCGUCCUCGUUCCAGUCGAGCUUAGCAAAUGGUUUCUGUCAGGCUUACCUGUACAUGAACUCAGCAUACUGGCCAAAAGGGAAAAAAAGCUUGUGAUAAGCUUAUUAUGAAUAAGCGUGGCUUGUCCUAUUUCAUAGAGGCAUAUCUGACCGUGAGAUGCCUCUAUGCCUCAGCAUCACUGCAAUGCUUAAAAACCUAGCUUUCAGACUUCAUAAAAUUACACAACCUUGCAAUAAUUACUGCCAGGUUCGAUCAAUCUCUCAAAGCAGACUUUUUUUUUGGAUGCACAUAACUCCCAAACCUCAUAAGUAUGACUGGAAACACAUGACAUCAGAUGUGUGUAAAUAGCAACCUGAAACACAAGCCAACACGUAAUGUAAGGUAAUACUGCGUAUAUGUGUAUGCCUGGGAGGUGACCUGCAUUAAAAACCCAUCCAGUCCGGGUCCUGCUCUGGUCUGUUGCCUGUGAUGUUGUGGUCUGAUUCCACCCAUUUUUAAAUGCGUUACAUCUGACAAAUCUACCCAUAAGAGGGUUUAUCACAGGGUGGCAGAAUAAUGUAUGAUCAUUACAUUGGGCUAUUUUCCUUUUGAAAGGUGUGGGAAACGGAAGGAUUUUUUUUUUCUGGCUAUAUGUGAAGACAAUUGAAUUUGUAUUUCAGUUACAUCAUGAAAUGUAUUGAAUUGUGUGAAGCGAAUACACAGUUACACAAAUUACUUUCCAUACGGACUCCAUUUUUCCAGCACUGGAGAUGUGCUCGGGCCCUGCUUAAUGUAGGUUAAAUUUAUUAAAUAUUAUUACAUUUUCUCUGGUUACUCCUGACAGGGCAGGUGGCACUGGUACUUUUGCACCUUAUCCCAAGUUUGCAAAGAGCUCAGUUUUUAGGAAUAGACCAGAGAUUUGUGUGACAAUAAUGACAAUAUUUAUGCAAUGUGGACAAUGAUCUGGGGAGCUUGUGUGAUGUACUUUGGUGAAUUAAAAAAGAAAAGAAAAGAAAAGUGAGCCAUCUGUGUUAGUCUAGAAGACUUCAAAUGAAAAGUCAAAAUCAGUCCUUCAGGCUUCGAUUUUUCCUGCGAUGCACAAAAAUGGCACAUGCAGGAAAGAACGCAGCGUUCACGGGCAGCGGAAUCCCAGCAUGCACUGCACUGGAGGUCUGCUGCUUGGCUAGAAAUCUCAGGGUCCUUUCAGCAGAUCUGCAGGAUGCUGUGCGUCCAUCUUGUGACCUUGCGGUCGAGGUGUCAAGGUGCCAAGAGGAGAGGGGGGCAGCCUUACCCAAACCAACGAGGGGUCAGGGCGAAGGGCACGGGGAAGGCCCAUUACGUUGAGGGUCGAGUAGCUUCAUCUCAAAUGAAAACGAGGGAGGGUGUGGAAAACACACGUGAACCCUCGCUGAAUAUGGAGGUUGAGUUGACUUGAAACUGAUGCACUAAAAGUGCUGCCUGCUUCUCUUUAGAGAGGAAAAACAAAUCAAGUUUGUCUUUUUUUUUUUUUUUUUAAAUCAGGGGGACGAGGGGGUGACUGGAAAAGGGCAUGUAACGGACACUAAUUACCCAGAACACCCCUGUGUCUCAGAAGAUUUUCUAAUAGGACGUCUGUGCACAUGUUUAUUGUACUUCUUUCCCGAACAAUUGUGGUGAUCCCGAUCAACGUUCCCACUGAAAAUCAAGAAAUGAAAAACAAACCUCUGAUUCUUGUCACAAAAACUCUUUAAAAAAAAAAAACAACACAAGCAUGAACUAGUCAACCAGAACAUGAAAACCUAAAUCUAAACAUUUCUGCUUUUCUUCUUUCUACUUUUCCCCUGCUUUGAGUAAAUACGGUAUGGACAAUUAUGCUAAUCUAUGUGAAACUGGCGUUGUUUAAAAAAAAAAAAGAAAAAAAAAAGGUAUGUUUCUGUACGUUUCAUUGUGUUUCUGAGCCCCAAAAGGCUGUUAUACAAAUAUGGGUCAUUUGUAAAAUGGCACUUGUGUGUUUUCACUGGCAUUCAGGGUUGGGGAAAAUUUCUGAACUGUCAAAAAAAUUUAUUUGAAGCAUAAAAAUUAAACGUGAAUCUGGGAUAAUUUCACUCUUCGUACAGGUUUUUACAGCAGUAAAACACACAAAGGAAACAAAAAAUAAAACUAAUUUAAAACAAACACUCCAGCACAUUUGUGUAAAAUAGUGGCUUUCAGUGAGUGAUGUUAUCCUUGUUGUCAACACCCAUUCAUCUGCCCUCAUUGCAGACAGUAAAACCCGUAACGGAUCAACUGGAUCCCUUUCAUUAAAACCCGUAAAGGAUCAACUGGAUCCCUUUCAUUAAAACCCUGUAACGGAUCAACUGGAUCCCUUUCAUUAAAACCCGUAACGGAUCAACUGGAUCCCUUUCAUUAAAACCCGUAACGGAUCAACUGGAUCCCUCUCAUCCACACCUACUUUCAAGGGGACUGCUUCAAUUCAGAUCUGGGCCUCGUACGCACUAGCAUUAAAACCUGUUUCGAAAAACCAUUUCAGCUCCUCUAAACCUGACAAGUCCGCACUAUCAGGGGUUUGCAAAAAAAAAAAACAUUUUAGUUUAAAACCCCUCGGAGCAACGAUCGAAACCUUUUCUGAACUAAAACUGCUAGUGAGUAGGAGGCCUUGCAGAGGAAUGUGAUUAUUCCAUUUUUACCAUUUGAAGACACUUUAGUUGUGGUCCACUUUAGCUGCGAUGCGUUUAUUCCCACCUGUUUACAUUUAAGGUAAUUUGUCUUAUCUUAUUUACCCAGGACUACUCAUGAAUUGAUUACUUGCCAUUAGUUUACACACACAACUGCUGCUUUUUGCAUUUACUUUUUUUAACAAAUAAUUUAUUGAAGUAUUAACCAUUUACUGGUGGUGACAUGGCUUACAUAUCUGUACAACCAAAUGCACCUUAAUUUGUUAUCUAUAAGAUACGCAUUUCUACUGAGACAUUUCACUGGAUUUUAGCACUGCCAAUGAAACUAAGUACCAUAUAAAUUGUACAAUAAAGGUAAAAAUCAAUAUCACAUUCAAGUCCCUCAAAACUGUAUUUUUAUUUAUAAUGAACAAGUACUACAAACUGUAAAGUAUUUUUGUACAAAUUUAAUACUUUGGUAGCAUGAUCUUUAUGGUUGAUGUAAAACUUUGGGAAUUCCUACCAUUGUAAACCUUUGUAUGGAUAAGAAAUACACAAUAAAAGGUAUUAAGAGUGG
Messenger RNA from Anguilla rostrata (American eel), 9047 nucleotides. RefSeq names its product glutamate receptor-interacting protein 1-like. The record is from RefSeq and is a predicted model, not a curated record. Gene Ontology annotation, biological process: neurotransmitter receptor transport, endosome to postsynaptic membrane. Gene Ontology annotation, molecular function: protein binding. Bases 849 to 4268 code for a protein of 1139 amino acids. The transcript has 26 exons. Lineage: Eukaryota; Metazoa; Chordata; Actinopteri; Anguilliformes; Anguillidae.